AGCAGCCUCCAAGUUCAGAAUUUCUUAUCUGCAGUCGACUUAGCACUAGCUAUUGUUUCCUGAUUUGCACUCAGCUUAGGGAAAUGCAAUUCGCUUGCGAUUUCAAUUGAAUUUUGACUUUUAUUCAAUACGGUUCUAAAAAUCAACCCGGAAUGGAAUAUUUUUGUAUAAUACUAAUUAUUAUGCUGGCCUCAGCACGGUCUAUUCAAGUCAGUUCAAAAACAAAGACAACCAAAGCACCCAUAAAGCAGGUAUUACCCACUAAUGCUACGAUAAUCGCUAAUGUCACAGCCCCUCCGGAAAAACUGGCGGAAGUCCACAUCGAUCAACAUAAGACAAUACGCAUUAGUAAGGGAGACUUGGAUGAUCUGCUGGAUGUUUAUAUGGGAAGAAUAGCUGAGAAUGCCGCCACCAUCAAGGAUAAGGAAAUUGAGAUAUCCCAACUGCAAACCAAGAACCAAACGGAUGACGAAUUGCUCAAGAAGUUUGAAAACCUCACACAGGUUUGUAGUACCCAGAACUCUUCAUUUACGGCUGCCAUUAAGGAUAAAGAUAACAAGAUCAAGGAGCUGGAGCAGAAAGUGAAGAUAUACGAAACGAGAUUAAAAAGAAAACAGCUUGUGCUGACAGAAUUGAGAAAACUAAACACUUCCAGUGCUCUAUUGAUCGAUCAUUUCAAGGGUAAGGUUGCCUAUUUUGAGAGGAAGUUCAGGGAGAAGAAGGACGAUUUGCUGGCGGAUUGGGAGGCGGCCACCACGAGCUGUGUGCCCUUUGGUCGUUCCCCCAGAAUCCACUUGAUCCACCUGCCCGGAUUCCUGCCCUUCCUGGUUCCCUGCGAGGGUCAAACUGCCGCCGGACCCGGUUGGACCUCCAUUCAGCGCCGCGUGGACGGAUCCGUGAACUUCUACCGGAAUUGGGACGCCUACAGUAAGGGGUUCGGAAAACUGAACGGCGAGUUCUGGAUCGGACUGGAGAAACUAUACCGCAUGACCAAUUCCCAGCCGCACGAGCUUUACAUCAGCAUCAAGAGAUUCGACGGCGAGACGAGUUAUGCCCACUACGACGACUUUCUUAUCGGCAGUGCGGAGGAAGGCUACGAACUGAAGCUUCUGGGUCACUAUCAGGGAAACGCCAGCGAUGCGUUGCGCACCCACGACAAGAUGAAGUUCUCGACCUUCGACCGGGACAACGAUGCCUUCACGCACAUGAACUGUGCGGAGCACCAUCAAGGAGCCUGGUGGUACGACUUCUGUUCGCGCAGCAAUUUAAAUGGCAAAUACUUCAAGGGGGAAGUGGACAAUCCCCAGAGCGUGUACUGGGAACCAUGGUACAGCUUUCGAUCCCUGAAGUCCGUGCAAAUGCUCAUCCGCCCCAAGAGCCAAAUGGAGCUGAAGGACCUGCCCAAGGCGAAGCGAACGGCCAGGAAUCCAACAUAAUCACUUAAGGCAGUAAAUUUGAACUAUAUAAAUCUCACUUUGAUGCCGAAACCUA
Messenger RNA from Drosophila rhopaloa, 1491 nucleotides. Its product is annotated as fibrinogen-like protein 1. The transcript has 2 exons. NCBI's taxonomy places the organism in Eukaryota, Metazoa, Arthropoda, Insecta, Diptera, Drosophilidae. The coding region runs from base 153 to 1436 and encodes 427 amino acids. The record is from RefSeq and is a predicted model, not a curated record.